AAUACCGAUGCAAUUCCACGCGUCAACAUAACUUCAAAAUAACUUCAUUAAAUGUAACAUCGUCCAGCGUACGUGCUGUUUCUGCGUUUAUUCUGCUGCCGCGUCUAGUUGUAAAUAGUGUUACCGAGUGUAGCUACCGGAGUAAAACGACGUACUCUUGUUACAAUCGUUACAAUGCAAAAGUUUUUCGUACUACUGCUGCUGGCGUUGCCAGCCGUCCUGCUGACGGUGAAUACCGGAUCUAGUCCGUUCGCCUUUGCCGCAGAAGAUGAGCUGGAUGAGGAGCUGGUUGAUGUGGAAACGGAAGAUGCCGCUGUCGUGGCAGAUGAAACGGAACCGGAGGAUGAACCCGAAACGACAAAGUCACCGGAUGCGGACACGUACUUGCUCUUCACACGGCCAUUACAUGCGACCGGUUCGCAGCUCGAGCUACCCGCUGGUUACCCGGUGGAGUUCUUGGUUGGUUUCACCAACAAGGGCGAAUUUGAGGAUUUCGUCGUCGAAUCGGUCGAGGCUUCAUUCCGGUACGCCAUGGAUUUCAGUUACUUCAUCCAGAACUUCUCGGCCGUCCCUUACAACCGUGAGGUGAAGCCGGGUCAUGAAGCGACGGUUUCGUACUCGUUCUUGCCCACCGAAUCGUUUGCCGGGCGUCCGUUUGGGCUGAACAUUGCUCUCAACUAUCGUGACGGCCGUGGUAAUCAGUUCAGCGAGGCGGUAUUCAACGAAACCGUUCAAAUUACCGAGGUCGACGAGGGACUGGAUGGUGAAACGUUCUUCCUGUACGUGUUCUUGGCUGCCAUCGUGAUUCUGCUGCUGGUGCUCGGCCAACAGUUCCUGGGAUCGUACGGCAAGCGGAAACGUCCGACAGCUGCCCGCAAGGUCGUUGAAACGGGCACUGCCAGCACGAAGGAUGUAGACUACGAAUGGAUUCCAUCGGAAACGUUGAAGCAGCUGCAAAACUCCCCCAAGGGUGCUCCCAAGUCUUCGCCGAAGCAGAGUCCUCGGCAGCGAAAGGCAAAGGCUGGCGUGCAGUAAUUGCACCAUGUCGUCGUGCGUUACAAUGAAAGACUCGCCAGCGCCACUCCAUUCCGUGCUGGAUCUGAAUUGUGUGCGCUUUAUCACCACAACUCAUCCCUUCCCGUACCUUCUUUUCCACCACAGCGUCGUUUCGCAAGCAUCGUUUCAUUUCCUUUAGUGAUUUACAACGCAGUGUCGCUGUCAUCUCCCUUGACUCCUGCGCUCGGUAACUUAGAAUAAUACCGCUGUACACUCUUGAGACUGCAACCGAAUGAGAAUGGUCAGUGAGCGUAAAUGGAAACGCGUGCAAGCAAGUUAAUGGUAGCAACAACACCUUCGCAAAAGGACAUUGACAUUAGGCAGCAGGCAAAUGAUUUGAGGCUUCCAGCGAUCGUGAUCGUAUGAUCUUCUUACCCAUCGUACGAUCAUGAAAGUAAGCACAACAAAACAAAAGCCCUAUUAGUUAUCACAUUUGGGGAGUGCAUUUAGCGCUUCCAGCACGUGCUCGUUCGGUAGAAAUUAUAUUACGCUUCUGCAUAAUUUGUUCGUCGUUGGACUAUCCUUUCGAUAGCGAAACGCGCAUCAUCAUCACCUCAGAGAACGCUGCUGCAAAAGCACAAUUAUGGAGGAAACUUUACUCAGCGGAGAGUCCGAUAGAAAAUGUUUUUUUCUUUCUUUAUCCGUAGUUGAACUGUUUAUACUACUAAUUUAAUGAGAAUGCGUGAGUACAGAGAAAUAAAAGAGGAGAACAAUAUACUUGA
Molecule: messenger RNA, 1778 nt
Organism: Anopheles moucheti
Lineage: Eukaryota; Metazoa; Arthropoda; Insecta; Diptera; Culicidae
Product: translocon-associated protein subunit alpha
Exons: 3
Coding region: 175-1035 (286 amino acids)
Cellular component (GO): endoplasmic reticulum membrane; endoplasmic reticulum
Source: RefSeq, a predicted model, not a curated record